UUAAGAUGGUCCUCCCAUCUUCAAUUUCAAACCAAUUCAUUACAACUUAAAAUAAAAGUUGUUGUGCUAGCUAUCACAAGAUCACAAGCACCAGAAACUUGGCUAAAAAAAACACAGACAACAAAAAAUGGCAACUACUUUUGUUGCUGCUCUUUCAUCUAACUCUCUCAUCUCUUCAUCUUCUCUUCAACAAUCUUUUAUCAAUGUCAAUAAUCCUUCCCUUACACUCUCACCAUUUUCACUGUCCUCUUCUUGUUUUUCCUCAUCCAACUCCUCUUUUAUCUCUCCCUUACAUUCGUCGAAUCGCUCUGCUUUCCCUCUGGUUUUCAGAAACAGCAGCAAUGCUGCCAGUAACAGCAGCUUCAGCAUCAAUGGCAGUGUUUCUUCAGAGAAGAAAAAGGUGUUGAUUGUUAAUACUAAUAGUGGUGGACAUGCUGUUAUUGGGUUCUACUUUGCCAAAGAGCUUCUGGGUUCUGGACAUCAAGUUACAGUUAUGACAGUUGGAGAUGAAAGCUCUGACAAAAUGAAAAAAACCCCUUUCAACCGUUUUUCUGAAAUUACAAGUGCAGGAGGAAAGACAGUGUGGGGAAAUCCAGCAGAUAUUGGGAAAGUAGUAGGAGGAGAAACAUUUGAUGUGGUGCUAGAUAAUAAUGGCAAGGACCUUGAAGCUGUGAGCCCUGUGGUAGAUUGGGCAAAGAGCUCUGGAGUGGAACAAUUUUUGUUUAUCAGCAGUGCUGGAAUAUAUAAGAGUACAGAUGAGCCUCCUCAUGUUGAAGGGGAUGCUGUCAAAGCUGAUGCCUCGCACGUUCCAGUGGAAGAGUACAUUGCUAAAAUUUUCGGUAGCUGGGCAGUCUUUCGGCCACAAUAUAUGAUUGGAUCAGGAAACAACAAGGAUUGUGAAGAAUGGUUUUUUGAUCGGAUUGUCCGAGACAGGCCAAUUCCAAUCCCCGGCUCAGGAAUGCAGCUGACUAACAUCAGUCAUGUAAAGGACUUAUCCUCGAUGCUUACUCUAGCAGUCGAAAAUCCAUCUGCAGCAAGCGGAAACAUAUUCAACUGUGUAAGUGAUCGAGCAGUGACCCUCGAUGGAAUGGCCAAACUCUGUGCUCAAGCUACUGGUCGCUCUGUCAAAAUUGUACAUUAUGAUCCAAAAGCAGUCGGAGUUGAUGCCAAGAAGGCAUUUCCUUUCCGCAACAUGCACUUCUACGCGGAGCCAAGGGCAGCUAAGGAGAUCCUAGGAUGGAAGAGUGCUACAUAUCUUCCUGAAGAUCUAAAGGAGCGGUAUGAGGAGUAUGUAAAGAUUGGAAGAGACAAGAAAGAUAUGAAGUUCGAGAUUGAUGACAAGAUAUUAGAAGCACUCAAAGUAUCAGUAGCAUGAUCUUCAGAGUGUUAUACAGAGAACUUUAAAGAGUCAUUUUGUAAGGAAAAUCAUGCAAAUUUUGGCUAAAGAAUUUCAUGUAUGAAACAAAUAUAUUUAACCUCCAAGAUCUUAAGAUA
Beta vulgaris subsp. vulgaris (sugar beet) is the source of this 1494-nucleotide messenger RNA. Its product is annotated as chloroplast stem-loop binding protein of 41 kDa a, chloroplastic. Bases 128 to 1375 code for a protein of 415 amino acids. Gene Ontology annotation, biological process: rRNA processing. The transcript has 6 exons. Gene Ontology annotation, cellular component: cytosol. The record is from RefSeq and is a predicted model, not a curated record. Gene Ontology annotation, molecular function: RNA binding. Lineage: Eukaryota; Viridiplantae; Streptophyta; Magnoliopsida; Caryophyllales; Amaranthaceae.